AUGAUUCGCAAAUUGAUAAUUAUGAUGCGACCACGCCAAUCUCCUGGCUUAAUCAAGGCGAUUCUUGCGCAUAAUGAGCGGAACAAUUCACAUUACGUCGCCGGAAACAAAAAUGACAAGACGAAACUCGAUGUUCUUGCUGUUCAAAAUCUUCUUGGCAAUCACCACUUCCGAAACAUCAUUGAAUUGAGGGUUUGCGAGAAAGAAGUUAUUCGACUAUUCGACAAUUUCGUGUAUCGAAUAACUAUAUGA
Molecule: messenger RNA, 252 nt
Organism: Cylicocyclus nassatus
Lineage: Eukaryota; Metazoa; Nematoda; Chromadorea; Rhabditida; Strongylidae
Source: the annotation of a GenBank genome assembly